Molecule: messenger RNA, 10686 nt
Organism: Oryzias melastigma (Indian medaka)
Lineage: Eukaryota; Metazoa; Chordata; Actinopteri; Beloniformes; Adrianichthyidae
Gene: kif26ba
Product: kinesin family member 26Ba
Exons: 28
Coding region: 578-7522 (2314 amino acids)
Biological process (GO): microtubule-based movement
Molecular function (GO): ATP binding; microtubule motor activity; microtubule binding
Source: RefSeq, a predicted model, not a curated record
CCCCUGGAGCCUGCAGCAGGACACUUGCCGCUCAGCCGCAGCCAGAUGUGCAUUGGCCAAAGGUUGAUGAGGGGCAGGUUGGCUCCGCCCUCAUCCAGAUGUGCGUCUGCCUCCGGGCUCCUCAGUCUACCGCUGGCCUCGGCAGAGGGAAGUUCACAGCGGAGCGCGCAGGACCACUGAGAGACCCCCCGCUCCCCGUCCUGGACCUCCACCUGCGCGCGCGCGCGGCGCAGAGCUGAUGGAUGGAGAGGGGCAGGGCUGAGAGCGCACACGGUCCAGGGCGCUGCUUGAAAAGGGAGCGGUCUGCGCAACCGGUGUGAUUUCCAAAGCUUUUUUGGGGGAAGUGAUCGACGGGCUUUUGCGUUUGCUGACGCCGUCAGGGAUGUUGGAUGCGCAUCCCGGCGCAGUGGUGGGGAUGUGAGAGAUUUCCACAUGCGUCUUUGCGCGCCGUGAGGCUGCACCCCAACCCCGACAAGAGCUCACUGCAGGGUGGUUCAUUGAAAUCGAUCCAGCCGUUGCUUUUUUGGAUGUGAGGCGGGCAGCGUCUCCUCUCCUCCCCCUUCCUCUCACCUCCAACAUGACUUCACUGUCAGGGACUAAGGAGAGGAGCAGCCGGAGCAGAAAACAUGCGAUGUCUGACACAUCUCCAACAAAAUCUGCAUCUUUUUUCCCGGACACAUGGUACCGCAAGGCCUACGAGGAAACCGCCCGCUCCGGCACACGCCCUGCCCCGGAGGGUGCUGGCUCCAUGCCCAGCUCCACCGGCACCCCGUCUCCAGGCUCUGGGAUCUCCUCGCCGGGAUCCUUCUCUGGAUCUCCAGGAACCAUUUCCCCAGGGAUCGGCACUGGGUCACCGGGGUCUCUCGGCGGCUCCCCGGGUUUUGGGACGGGGUCGCCGGCCUCGGGCAGCGGGAGUUCUCCAGGGAGCGAGAGAAUGAUUUGGUGUGAGAACUGCAAUGCUCGGCUGAUGGAGCUGAAGCGACAGGCUCUGAAACUGCUCAUUCCUGGGCCCUACUCCAGCAAGGAUCCUUCAUUCUCACUCCUCCUCCACGACAAGCUUCAGGUGCCCAACAGUUCUCGGCGAGCGUGGAACGAGCGUGACAGUCGCUGUGACGUCUGCGCCACACACCUCACUCAACUCAAGCAGGAGGCUGUGCGCAUGGUCCUCACUCUCGACCAGUGGGACUUAUCUCCCACCUCCUCUCCUCCAGCACCAAUUGGGCGAUACGGCUCCCACGGACCUCCGGGAAGUCUUGGAUCUCGGGAGUGGCCUGGUGCAUUUCUCCCAUCCUCUGCCGUCUCUGCUGCUCAACAUCCUCCUCACUCGUCUUCCUCUUCAAGCCCAUGCCAGACCCCAACACCCAGCCCAAGCCAUGGACCGUCAAACUCCAACCAUGGGAGUCCCUCUGUGGGGCAAACGUCCAGUCCUGCUCCAACGGUCCCACAAUCCCAAGGAGCAGGGCACAGACUGGGGUCUAAGCCCAGCUCUCUUGGUCUUGGAGGGGCUGUAGACAGACGAAAUUCUGGGUCUCCCAAUUCCCUGAAAGCAGGCAGUGCCUCACAGCAACCAACAAACAGCGUAGUGACUAACGGCGGCAACAGCAGUAAUAAUGGCAAUGGAGCAGUUGUUAGUUCAUCGACUCUGCAGGCACAUCCUCGGACUAAUGGAGGCGUUACACUUUAUCCAUAUCAGAUUACCUCAGAAGCUUCAAGAGAAGGACUGACUGAAGCUCCUAUCAACCGCUUCAACUCUCCCGCACACACAAACUCAUCCUCACGCACAAACUCUCCAUCGAACACUCCAGUCGUCAAUGUCCCAGCACCCUCUGCCACCUCAGCUGCUGCCUCCUUCUUUGCCAGAGCUGCUCAAAAAUUGAGCUUGGCAUCAAAAAAGAAGAAGCAGAAGACGACGGCGGUCAUAGCUCCAGUCACAGCGUCUCCCCCACCGUGUGACCCUGCGCUGUUCCCCACAAAUUUCAGCUCGGCUUUGCUGCUGGCCCCUCCCCCAGCUCCACCAUGCCUUCUGCGUGCAGCCAACAAAAUCAAGGACACACCUGGGCUUGGAAAGGUCAAAGUGAUGGUCCGGGUGUGUCCAGUGUCUCAUUCGGACGCAGCAGAGUCCAGUUCCUUCCUGAAAGUUGACACCAGGAAGAAACAAAUCACCAUCAUGGACCCGUCAGCAAAUCAGCCGCCAAACGCUGCUUCCCAGAAACGAGCAGGAGCCAAUCAAGUCCCGCCAAAGAUCUUCACCUUUGAUGCUGCGUUCCCUCCUGAUGCAUCACAGGCUGAAGUGUGUGCAGGAACAGUCGCCGAGGUGAUUCAGUCGGUGGUGAAUGGAGCUGAUGGAUGCGUGUUCUGCUUCGGGCACUCCAAAUUGGGAAAGUCGUACACGAUGAUCGGCCGUGAUGACUCGUUGCAGACUCUGGGUAUCAUCCCGUGUGCCAUCUCCUGGCUUUUCAAGCUCAUCAAUGAGAGGAAGGAGAAAACAGGAGCACGCUUUUCUGUCCGAGUGUCUGCUGUCGAGGUUUGGGGGAAGGAGGAGAACCUGAAGGACUUGCUGUCUGAGGUGGCAACAGGUAGUUUACAAGAUGGACAGUCACCUGGAGUCUACCUUUGUGAGGACCCCAUCUGUGGCAUGCAGCUUCAAAACCAGUCCGAACUCCGAGCUCCGACCCCAGAAAAGGCCGCCUGGUUCCUGGAUGCGGCUAUAGCGGCUCGCCACAGCAGCCAGCGCCCCGACACCGCAGAGGAGGAGCACAGGAACUCUCACAUGCUGUUCACUUUACACAUUUACCAGUACCGCAUGGAAAAGACCGGCAAAGGAGGGAUGUCGGGAGGUCGCAGUCGCCUCCACCUGCUGGAUCUGGGCAGCUGUGAUGUUAAAGAGCUCGGGGGUGGAGGAGGAGGAGGCAAAAACAGGGAGAACUCCUCACCCACUUCAGCCCCGCUGUGUUUGUCUCUGUCUGCGCUGGGCAACGUCAUCCUGGCUCUGGUUAACGGGAGCAAACACAUCCCAUACAAGGACAGCAAGCUGACCAUGUUGCUAAGGGAGUCGCUAGGCAACAUGAACUGCCGGACCACCAUGAUUGCUCACAUCUCGGUCUUACCCAGAGAUUUCUCAGAAACCCUUUCCACCAUCCAAAUUGCUUCUCGUGUUCUCCGCAUGAAAAAGAAGAAAACAAAAGUCACGGUGCAAUACACUUCCAGCUCCUCAGGAGGAGAAAGUUCCUGUGAGGAGGGUCGCAUGCGCCGUCCCACCCACCUGCGACCCUUCCAUCACCGUGGCGACACAGACUCUGACCUACCACUGCUGAAGCUGUCCAGUGACCCUGAGGAAUACUCCAGCAGUGAGCAGUCAUGCGACACAGUGAUUUAUGUGGGCCCAAACGGUGCUGCGGUGUCAGACAGAGAGCUGACGGACAAUGAGGGACCGCCUGAAUUUGUACCAAUAAUUCCAGCCUUGCUUAGAGGAAAAACAUCAGAGCAGCAUCAGACGUCCUCUCAAAGUCCAGGAGCUGCCGCGCAGAACAAGUCUCAGGCAGACGAGCAGCCCGGCGGCCCGUCUCAGCCACAGUCUCAGCCCUCCCAGUCGCUGCUCGGUCAGCCGCUGGCCCCAGUUCCAGAGGAGGGGGGUGAAUGUCUGAAGUGCAACACCUUUGCUGAGCUUCAAGAGAGACUGGACUGCAUUGAUGGGAGUGAGGAGGUUACCAAAUUUCCCUUUGAGGAGAUUCCAACCACCAAACCAUCAGCCAAACAAGAGUCAUGUCUACCCUCGUCUGUUUCCAGCUCUGCUGUCCCUCCUGCUUCUGCGGCAGUGUUGGACGCAGAAACCAAGAACGAGUUCUCCUCUGCGUCAGCAGCUUUGAGAAGAAGCAGCAAUGACCAGCAGCUGCAGGACAUUAGAGAGGUUGUAGAAAAGGCAGAGCUGGCCCAGACGAUGAUCCACAGCCUAGCUCAGGCUUCUGGCAGCCCCGUGGUUACGAGUACCCGGAGUGUGACGGGAAGCAGCAGCCUCACUUCCAAUCCCAUCCACAGGACGUUGAACUCUCACUUAAAUGACAGCCUUGAGAAUCUGAAUGUGGGAGUGAAUACUGAUGGAAAGGGGCGCCCGCUUGGAUCACCACGUCUGGGCAUCGCUAGCUUGACCAAAACCUCAGAAUACAGGCCUCCAUCAUCCCCAUCCCAGCGAUGUAAGGUGUACACUCAGAAAGGCGUGAUGCCCGCUUCACCGUCUCUAUCCUCUCACACUCUGGCCCAAGACGCCCAGCCUUCAGAUGCUAUAACCUCAGAUAACAGCUUAGCUGCAGACAGCGGCCGCUCCUCCACGGACUCUCUGCUGUCCAGGACUUCUCCUGCUGGCAUGAGCCCACAAAUCAAAGACCCAACUGCCUCUUUGUCUGCCAGUCUGGGCUCAGCGGAGACGCUCUGUGACGACGAUGUCCCACCCAUACCUCUGGACACACUCAAGGAUGCCUCAGGACCAGCAGCGUCAUCUGCUGGAGCUGUGUUUCUUGCUGAUGAUGAGUUGGUGCACUCUGUGGGCGACGAGGAUCUUACCGCUCUCGUUGAGGCUCAGAGCCUGUCCUGUCGUCCAACGAGCAUCAUCAGCUUUAACAGUGACUGUGGCUCAGAAGCUGCUCUUGCUCCAGAGUCUCAGUCCAUCAGCAACAUGAGUGCUUCUGAUGGAGCACUGGGGGAUUAUCACAUGGCACCAGGUCCUGUCACAACCUCAGGGGUUAAAGAGGUGGUCGCCAUGGCAGAGGUGGCAAUGGCCAAGCUGAGGAUAGAAGGCGAGGCCUUUGGGACAGGAAUGCCUUCCUGCGGUUCCUCCGUCUCCUCCUGGAUGAGUGAUCUGAGCAUGAGCAGUGAAGCCGAUCAGUCUCUCCACAGCUUCAGCCAGUCCCGAAGUCAACAAGGGGAGGCGCUGGCUGAUCCAGAAUCCAGCCAAGACCUUGGAGUCGACAGCUUGGUUAGCUAUCCAGGCACAGAAGGCCUAAGAAGAGGAAGUCUGGAGGGGGAAUUGUCUCUGUCAAUGUCUGAUAAAGACCCAACACCCAGAGUUGGAAAACUGCCCACAUCCAUGGCUACAACCAACAUUCAAAUUCUGACAAGCCGGAGCAACGGUGUUCAUCCGUGUGUGGCUGUCAAACCUAUGGUCAUAAAGGAGCCCACAAUCCUUUCAUCAUCACCAAAGACUGCCUUAAUGAAAGAUGCAGGCAAGUCCAACGCACCAUCAAUAGCUUCUAUUUCCAGUGAGAUGAGCUUUGAGGAUCCCUGGUUGAAACGUGGGUUGGAGGAGGAAACAUCCAGUGUUGUAGGAUGUGACGUGAAACCAGAGAAGAGUGAGAUAGAGCCUUUAAAACCCAACCCAGGAGACAAUGGUGGAAGAGAGAGUAAGGAUCAUCAAGGUUCUCCCUGCAGGGAUGGUGGGGAUUAUAGCAACUCUGGUUUUGGCAAGGAGGUAUUUUCAUCUUCAGACUCCUUUAAAAGAGUGGUUGACGGAUGUGAGAUGGUCGUUAAUGUUGCUCAAGGUGAAUGCUUUGCAAGUUGCUACAACCCGGACAUCCACCGGACAGCCAGUCUUCCCCGUGGGUGGCACCGAAUCAACCGUCAUGACGGCUUAGACUGUGGAAUGGAGUACCAGAACCUCGGUGUCACCACUUCAAACCCCUGCAGCCCCCGCGCCACCCUGGACCGCUGGAGUUCAAGCAGAAAACAGGGAUUUUUCUCCCAUAAAAAGGGAGGAAUGCCACCGCUCCCACCAGUGCGAAAGUCCAGUUUGGACCAGCGGAACAGGGCAGCCAGCCCUCUUCCUCAAUCCGCCAUUUCAUCACGGAGCAGCUCGACAGAUGAUGCAGGCAUGCCUGGAUGUGACGCUGCCGGAGUCACCAGGCAGCGCGGCUCCAGCAUCGACAGCAGUAGACUCUUUAGCGCCAAGUUGGAACAGCUUGCCAACAGAACAAACUCUCUGGGGCGGGUCCACGGCUCGCACGGUGGUUCCCACCACUACGACUGCUUCUCCCUGGAGAGAGGCGAGAGCCUUAGGGGGGGAGGCGGGGUGAAGGGGGACAGCACCAUGCCUCGGACCGGACGCAGCAUCACCCGUGCGGCGUCCGUCUCUUCUCCCACUGGCAGCCCCAGUUACAGCGGCAGUGCCAGUCCGAGCAGCGCGCCGCAGUCGCCCGCCAAGAGCAGCGGAACCUCAAAGAUCUCAGCUGUCAACAAACUGCUCAUGAGCAGCAACCCCAAGACCAGGAGCCUGUCUGCUUCCAGCACAAAGACUCUCAGCUUCUCUACCAAGUCUUUAAGCCAAACGACCAGUCGGAGCUCCAGUCUUCCACCUCAUGGAAAGCCACAGAGUUCCGUCCAGAGUCCGGUGCAGCAGCAGCAGCAGCAGCAGCAGCAGCAGCAGGGACCCACUCCUGGAUCCUGGUCCACCCAGUCUCUGAGCCGCAGUCGGGGAGGGAGCCUGACAGCCAAGCUGCCUCUGCGUGCGGUCAACAGCAGAAUCUCCGAGCUCCUUCAAGGAAAUGCAGGAUCCAGAUCCAGGCAUCACAUCCAAGCAGGAAGCACGGAUCCAGCAGAGGAAAAAGGGGGAGGGACGAGUGGAGAUGGAGCGGGAGGGAAUGGUCCUGCAGAGGAAAGAGCUGCGGUGGUGCAAACACUACCCUCCCCCUACAGCAAGAUAACCGCGCCAAGAAAACCACACCGCUGCAGCAGCGGCCAUGCAAGCGACAACAGUAGUGUGCUGAGCGGUGAGCUGCCUCCAGCCAUGGGGAAGACGGCCUUGUUCUACCACAGCGGAGGCAGCAGCGGCUAUGAGAGCAUGCUGAGAGACAGCAGCGAGAACACAGGAAGCACUUCAUCUGCUCAAGACUCCCUGAGCGAGCACAGCUCAGCCACCACCUCCUCCCGGAGGAGCUCCAAGAGCAGCAAGAAGAACAGGAGCAACAUAGGCCUUCAGCGUCGACGUCUCAUUCCAGCCCUGACGCUGGAUUCCUCGUCUUCAUCGCCUCCUCAACGUUCGUCCAAGCAGGCUGUCACCUCCUCUUCCUCUUCAUCAUCCAGCCAAGGUGCAUGUUGGGUAGAUGGUCCGCUCGGACCCCCUGCGCCUUCAAACCUCCGGGGUGGGAGCAUGACGACAGAAACCUUUGAGAUCAAAGUGUAUGAAAUAGAUGAUGUGGAGAGGCUGCAGAAAAGGAAAGACAAAGGAGGAAGCAAGGAGCUGCUGCACGUCAGCCCCAAGCUUCGCCUGCUGGAGCACCGCCAGCAGCGAAUCGGUGAAGUCAGAGCCAAGUACCAGUGUCUGAAGAACGAGCUGGAGCAAACCAAGCAGCACUUGAUGCUGGAGCCUCACAAAUGGAUCACCGAGUUUGAGUUACAGCAGCCAUAUGAGGUGGACUCGCUGGAGUAUUUGGAAGCUCUGCAAACAGUGACGGACAAACUGGAGAGCAGAGUCAACUUCUGCAAAGCUCACCUGAUGAUGAUCACCUGCUUUGAUGUUUCCUCAAGACAUCGAUAGAUGGAGGCGCUAAAAGGAGAAGGAGGACAGCUGGACUCAGUCAGAUCUGGAGUUAAGACACUACGCCUGAUGUUAAACUAAAAUAUCUCCUUUACAAAAACAAUUAUCACUUAAUAAAUGGAAAAGUGAUAUAAGGAUGGACUUCUAGAUCAUGGUUUAAGGGUAAAUUAAACAGAAAAACAACCUUAUACUUAAAAAAAAUAAAGUUAGUUAAGAUAAUUAUUUAGCUGAGAAAUUACAAACGAUUGAAAAGACAUUAAAGCAAAAAUAAAAAUAGGACACAUUUAUCUAAAGUUCUUUAAAAAAUAAAUCAAUUUUAUCAUGGCUGUGAUUAUUAUUUGUAACAAAAAGAAACUUUAAAAGGUUGUCUUUUCUAUAUUUUUAUGCCCUAAUGGGAUAAAUUCUAAUGUGUGCACAUUUGAUAACGGGUGUAAAAAGGAUAUUAAUAACAUCAAACCAGAGAAUAAAAGGAAGUACAAAGAGGUGUGCUGAAUUCUUACGAAUGUAGAAACAGAAAAAAAAAGGUUUGAAAAUAGAAGUUGCAUGAAAAGAGAAAGCCAAACAUCCUUUGUUGAUGGAAGAUUGUUGUAAAUAUGGAAUGCUGACUAAAGAAUGACGCUAGAGACGAAGAGAAAAGCAGAUCGGUUACAUAAGUGCCUUGUGAACAUUUCAACAAUACUAUGAGCAGUUAUCUUUGUCUUAAAUUUUUGUGUACUUAAAGUAAGUAUGGUGCUAGAAUAGAAAAAAAAGAUAAAAAUAAAUAUCUUAUUUAAAGUCAUUUUUUCACGUGAUGUUAAAUUGUGGUUCAGUCUUUAUAUGAUUAAGAGUAAAAAAAAUUCUCUGUUUAAAUUUGUGAUCCAUCUAUACAAAACUCAAUAUAAAAAAGAGGAAAAAUUACAAAGUGCCAAUGGUAAAAACAAAAAAAAAAGAAUUUUGUAGGGAAGGAAGCACAGAAAAAACAGCUAUGAAGACAAUUUUUUGUUGUUGUUUUAAUCUGUUUUUAUAGCAAUUUCUAUUUCUUUCAUCAUAAAAAUGUGAAUUUGGACCUUCUGGUUCUGGUGGGACCUUACGUGUUUUUUCCUUGUCAUGCACAUGUGAUGACUAUUUCCCCAAAACCAUGGAGUGAAUCGCAGCGAAAAGGUUUUUUGAUGAUCAAGCAAUAUGUAUUGACUGGCUGCCUGAUCACAUGCAGGUUGAUCAUCUGCUCUUUGUAUCUGGUUCUCCUUUUUAGAAGAAAAGGACAUUUACUAUUUAUAAUUAAAAAAAAUCUCCUCUUUUAACUUAGCUCAAUGAAGCUUGUUAGACAUGACAUCCAACAGUUGAAAAUCAGAAUUUCAGAAGUUUAUUUUUAUUUUUAAAACUUCAAUAUAAAGAAUACUGAUCAGUAUUAAAUGCAGAGAUCUCUGUCUGGCUUCAUUUGCUUUCAAAUUAGUUAAUCUAUGGUGCUUGAAAUGAUUUAUUUUAGAAAAAAAUGCAUUUAAAAUCCAGUGUUUUCAUUAUAUCUGUAUUUGUACAAAGUACUCCCAUCAGAACCUUUUUUAUGUGGUUUUCAUCAAAACUCUGUCUUCUCCGGUGUCAACGAUUCACUUUCAGUGCCAGAUGCAUAAACAGUUUGCUCACACUCAAAUACAGAAUUACCUGUUUUUGUGUCAUUUCGUAAAAUCCAAAAAUGGAAAAAGUGUUAAUUUGGUUAGACAGAGAUUUUUUUUUUCCUGCACAAACUCUGUCUUUUUUCACCGGACUUGCAUUAGAUGUGGUUGUUUGGGGGGUAAAAACAGGUACUUCAAACCCUCCGUUUUGCUACUUUAAAGAGGAAGUAGCUUUUGUCAAACUGGACUCAUCAAACGAAGACUGGCAGAAAGAAAGCUCCAAGACUUGAAGGAUCUCAAAGGAACCACGUCAUCGAUUAGUGUUCAUAUUUAUCUACACCUUUAUGGUCUUUAAAGUUUACUAUGCAUAAAAAAACAACUGUACAUAUUUUGCUGAGCCUAUGUCAUAUUUGAAUAUACAUAUUGACCAUGUACACAUAUCAUACAUGUGCUCUGCGGUUUCAUUUGCUGUUGUUGCUGUCCUGGGUGAUUUUAAUGAGAAUGGGUUUCUUAAACAUUCAUGUGGUUUAUCUAAGCCAGUCAUGUUGGAUAUAUUUGUUUUCUUUAGUCUGGCUACUUUAGACUACAAUGCAUGCAUGAAUAAGAAAAAAAAAUGUAAACGUUUUACAUCUUCUGCACAAAUCUGAAUUUGAACAUGGCCAGAUGUAAUUUUUUUAGUGGUACAUUUGAUAUAAGAAAAAAAAACAGAACUUCUGUUUUGAAGUGUUUUCAGACUGAGGGAGUAUGUAGUAAUCACUGCAGUUUCAAAAAGUGCACAUUUCUAUUAAACCUCUUGAAUUUCCAUCUGGUGGCCCUUUACAAUCUCAGCGUGACUACUGAUCAUUUCCAGGAAAAGAAAAAAAAUAUUCCAAGUAAAAAUAAAAAUGCCAAACAGUACAUUUCAAACUACAUUAUGACAGAUUUUAUUUUUUUUGCCCAAAGUGGAAUUUUUGUAUCAGUAUUGACAUCAGUCUUAUUUUAAAAAACCCAAACCUCUGGAUGAGUAUAAAGCUCGUACAUGUCACCCCGUUGAUGCUGAUUGGGGGAUUUUUCUGUUCCGACAUGUCACUGCCAGUUUUUUGUCUCUUCGCUUUAUAACUCCAGCAAUAAUUAUAAGUCACCCAAGAUGUUGGCGUCUCUGUGAUUAUUGUACCGGGCCAAUAAGAACCCUUGUCAAUACACAUGUGGAAUGUUUUUAAACCAAAUACUGUCUGAGGCUGCAGAGCAAACGAGUUUGAACUAAGUCACGUUAUGUAAGAUGUUUUGGAGAAAAUCUAGAACCCCGUAGUAUUGGGAGUUGUGUGACAGUCUACCACAUUUAGCCAAAAAAAGUAGUGAAAGUGUUGAGACAUCUUUGGAUAACUGAAACAGCUAAAUGAUGUACUGUUAAUGAGAAUUUUGAUGUGACAACAGAAGAAAUAAGAUGCUAUAAGACUGAAUCCUGUCUGAAUUAGUGUUCCCGCGUUGAUUAGGAUCACACUGUUUAUCAUUUCUUCACUGCUUUUGUAAAAUGUGCUCUGAAACUGGCGUUGAUGGAAACUGGGAUGUAAAUAAAGGAAUGUAUUGAAAGUUUAA